ACGCGGGAGCGCGCCUCACUGAUCCAAGGACAGAGCUGCGGACGCGCGCGAGCAUCAGGUCACCUGAAAGUCCUCCAGCUCCACGAGACCGAACCGACCCAGAAGAUUCGGUCCGGUUCGGUCCUGCAGAGGAAAAAACCGAGCCGAACCCGAAUUCCGAGGCAGGUGAAUCAACAGGACCAGGACGAACCGAGCCCGCGGGUCCCGCGUCACAGAACCCCGACCGGAACCGAAACCUGGCUGUCAGAGAAGCAGCCAGAACCAGACCCAAAAGGUCCGACCCGGUUCAGUCAUCAGUAAUUCAGAGAACACACAGGAACCUUUUUAACCCAACCGAACCGAACCGAACCGGAGCGUGACCCGUCUGAUUACUGAGAUCAUCGGGAACCGAACCGGAGCAGACUGGACCGGAUCAACAGGAGACCAACGGACCUGCUGGGAGACUCCGAGGACCGGCAGCUGAGUCAGAACCAGAACCAGAACCCGCAGCUGGAUGAUGGAAGAGCACAGCUUCCUGCUGCUCGCCGUGCUGCAGUGCUGCUCGGUGGCGCUGUGCGGCUGCGAGCCCCGCCUGGUCAAUGUGGGCGCCGUCCUGAGCCAGAAGCGCUACGAGCAGGUGUUCAGGGACGCCGUGAGCCAGGCCAACGCCCUCUACGGCAAGGACAAGUUCAAGAUGAACGCCAUCUCCGUCACACACAAGUCCAACGCCAUCCAGAUGGCGCUGUCCGUCUGCGAGGACCUCAUCUCCAACCAGGUCUACGCCAUCCUGGUCAGUCAUCCCCCGCAGUCCAAUGACCACCUGACCCCCACACCCGUCUCCUACACGGCCGGGUUCUACAGGAUUCCUGUGGUCGGCCUGACAACGCGCAUGUCCAUCUACUCGGACAAGAGCAUCCACCUGUCCUUCCUGAGGACGGUCCCGCCGUACUCCCACCAGGCCCAGGUGUGGUUCGACCUGAUGAGGGAGUUCAGGUGGAACCACAUCAUCCUGAUCGUCAGCGACGACCACGAGGGCCGAGCCGCCCAGAAGAGGCUGGAGACACUGCUGGAGGAGCGCGAGACCAAGACUAAAAACAGGAACUAUGAAAACCUCGACCAUCAGAACUUUGACUUCAGGAGAACACCUAAGGCGGAGAAGGUGCUGCUCGUCAGCCAGGACACCAACGUGACCGCGCUGCUGCUGGAGGCCAAAGACCUGGAGGCUCGAGUCAUCAUCCUGUCAGCCAGGCUUGCUGGGCCUCCAGCUGAUUAACGGUAAGAACGAGUCGGCUCAUAUCACGGACGCCGUCGCCGUGGUGGCUCAGUCCCUGCAGGAGCUGUUUGAGAAGGAGAACAUCACGGAGCCUCCGCGGGGCUGCGUGGGGAACACCAACAUCUGGAGAACCGGGCCGCUCUUCAAACGGGUGCUGAUGUCAUCGAAGUACCCCGACGGCCUGACGGGACGGAUUGAGUUUAACGACGACGGCGACCGGCGCUUCGCCACCUACAGCAUCCUGAACUACCAGCAGAAACCGGGUCGCCUGGUCCAGGUCGGGGUCUUCAACGGAACACAGGUGGUGAUGAAUCCUCAGAGGAAGAUCAUCUGGCCUGGAGGAGAGACGGAGAAACCAGUGGGAUACCAGAUGUCGACCAAACUGAAGAUCGUGACGAUCCACCAGGAGCCGUUUGUUUACGUCAAGCCGACGAAGAGCGACGGGACGUGUAAAGAAGAGUACACCGUUAACGGGGUUCUGAUCAAGAAGGUGAUCUGUACCGGACCCAACGGGACCAUACCAGGUCAGCCCAUCGUCCCGCAGUGCUGCUACGGGUUCUGCAUCGACCUGCUCAUCAAGCUGGCCAUGAGCAUGAACUUCACCUACGAGGUUCACCUGGUGGCUGAUGGGAAAUUUGGAACGCAGGAGCGAGUGAACAACAGCAACAAGAAGGAGUGGAACGGAAUGAUGGGGGAGCUGCUGGGGGGCCUGGCGGACAUGAUCGUGGCCCCCCUGACCAUCAACAAUGAGCGCGCUCAGUACAUCGAGUUCUCCAAACCUUUUAAAUACCAGGGGCUCACCAUCCUCGUCAAGAAGGAAAUCCCUCGCAGCACUCUGGACUCGUUCAUGCAGCCGUUCCAGAGCACACUGUGGCUGUUAGUCGGUCUGUCGGUCCAUGUGGUGGCAGUGAUGCUUUACCUAUUAGACCGGUUCAGCCCGUUUGGGAGGUUUAAAGUGAACAGUGAAGAAGAAGAGGAAGACGCCCUCACCUUGUCCUCAGCUAUGUGGUUCUCAUGGGGAGUUCUGCUGAACUCUGGGAUCGGAGAAGGAGCUCCCAGGAGCUUCUCGGCCAGGAUCCUGGGGAUGGUGUGGGCCGGCUUCGCUAUGAUCAUCGUAGCAUCGUACACCGCCAACCUGGCGGCCUUCCUGGUGCUGGACCGGCCUGAGGAGCGCAUCACUGGCAUCAAUGACCCCAGGCUGCGUAACCCAUCAGAUAAGUUCAUCUACGCCACAGUGAAGCAGAGCUCGGUGGAUAUCUACUUCAGACGGCAGGUGGAGCUGAGCACCAUGUACCGGCACAUGGAGAAACACAAUUACGAGAGCGCCGCCGAGGCCAUCCAGGCUGUCCGAGACAAUAAGCUGCACGCCUUCAUCUGGGACAGCGCCGUGUUGGAGUUCGAGGCAUCGCAGAAAUGCGAUCUGGUGACGACUGGAGAGCUUUUCUUCCGCUCCGGGUUUGGGAUCGGAAUGAGGAAAGACAGUCCGUGGAAGCAGAAUGUUUCUCUGGCUAUUCUCAGUUCUCAUGAAAAUGGCUUCAUGGAAGACCUGGACAAGACGUGGGUUCGUUACCAGGAGUGUGACUCCAGGAGCAACGCGCCCGCCACCCUCACCUUUGAGAACAUGGCAGGUGUGUUCAUGCUGGUGGCCGGCGGCAUAGUCGCAGGGAUCUUCCUCAUCUUCAUUGAGAUCGCCUACAAACGUCACAAAGACGCCCGCAGGAAACAGAUGCAGCUCGCAUUCGCUGCCGUCAACGUUUGGAGGAAGAACCUGCAGGAUAGGAAAAGUGGUAGAGCAGAGCCCGAGCCUAAAACCUCUUUUAGGUCCAUCACUUCGACCUCCGACCUCAAACGCCGUUUGCCCCCCGGGGACGCCACGCCGUACCCAACUGACAUCACCGGCCAGCUCAACCUAUCAGAUCCCUCCGUCAGCACCGUGGUCUGAGGGGGCCGGAGGAGGCGAGGGAGCUUCACUGCUGCUGCUGGGCCCAACACACACAUCGUGACACACACACACACGUCAUGACACACACACAUACACACACACAGUGCCCCUCUGGACACAAACACACAUGCUAACACGCCAGCACACAUUAUUCACACAAAUGGACAGGAAGUAGAUCAUGAUGGCAUCAAAUCACACUGUGCCAGAAAACACACACACACACACACACACCCUCAUACCAUGUUUCUCUAUCCUUGUAGGGACUUACCAUUGACUUACAUUCAUUUUCUGGUAAUUUUAUAUUCUAACCCUGACCAUUUACCCUAAAAUUAACCUCACAGGUACCUACCUGACC
This is a messenger RNA of Austrofundulus limnaeus, 3549 nucleotides long. RefSeq names its product glutamate receptor, ionotropic, N-methyl D-aspartate 1b (gene grin1b). The record is from RefSeq and is a predicted model, not a curated record. Gene Ontology annotation, biological process: monoatomic ion transport. Gene Ontology annotation, cellular component: membrane. Gene Ontology annotation, molecular function: signaling receptor activity; ligand-gated monoatomic ion channel activity. NCBI's taxonomy places the organism in Eukaryota, Metazoa, Chordata, Actinopteri, Cyprinodontiformes, Rivulidae.